This is a messenger RNA of Nicotiana attenuata, 774 nucleotides long. RefSeq lists its product as uncharacterized. The coding region runs from base 1 to 774 and encodes 257 amino acids. NCBI's taxonomy places the organism in Eukaryota, Viridiplantae, Streptophyta, Magnoliopsida, Solanales, Solanaceae. The record is from RefSeq and is a predicted model, not a curated record. The transcript is spliced from 5 exons.
AUGGAAUGCAUAUCAACUAUCACAUACUCCUUGACCCUAAAUGGUGGACUUACAAAACCUUUCAGAGGACAAAGAGGAAUCAGGCAGGGGGAUCCAAUAUCCCCCUACCUGUUUGUCCUAGCCAUAGAAUAUUUGCAGAGGGAGUUUGCACAACUGGCAGCUGAUCUCCCUUUUAUUAGACUGCUUCAACAAGCUUUUAUGAAGUUUUCAAUGGCUUCAAGCUUGCAGGCAAAUACAGAAAAGAGUUCUAUAUAUCUAUCUGCCAUUUCUGCUUCUUUGAAACAGGAUAUUCUAGAGGAGUUGGGGUUUACUGAGGGUACUAUACCCUUCAGGUUGCAACUCAUCAAAUCUGUUAUCUUUGGAGUACAAUCCUACUGGGCUCAACUAUUCCUACUACCAAAGAAGGUUCUAAAAAUGAUUGAAGCUAUUUGUAUAUCAUUCCUUUGGAAAGGUACAUCCAGUAUUUCUAAGAAAGCAUUGGUCUCAUGUGAGAAAAUUUGUAUGCCUCAAGCUGCUGGGGGGCUAAAUAUUGUAGAUUCUGUGUCAAUACCCAAGAAUGCAGCCUGGUUUGUGAGGAAGAUAUUAGGACUUAGAAGUCUUAUUACAGAACUUCAGAAUGUGCAAGCUGACUUGCCCUCUAGAUUGGCUCAACUGCUGACUCCUGGUGGAAGCUUUAGCAUAAAGAAAUUAUUCAAGUUCAAUUUAUGGCUUGUUGCUAAUGGUAGACUACCUACUGUGGAUAGGUUGCAGAAAAUUGGAAUUCAAGUUGCUUAA